AAGAAAUGAAAGAAAAUGGAGAGAGAGAGAGAGUGCGGGAGAAUCGAAAUCGAAGAGGAAAUGGGAUCGGGAAAACACACGGCAGAGUUCUUCAGAAGAAGGGAUGCGUGGAGGAAGCAUCCCAUGCUCACCAAUCAGUUCCGGCACGCCACCCCUGGCCUUGGCAUCGCCCUCGUCGCAUUUGGCUUCUAUCUCGUCGGCGAACAAGUCUACGAUCGCCUCAAUGCUGAUUCUCAUGCUCACGUGAAAGCCGAGAACCACCACUAAUCUCAACUAUUGGAUUCCAUCGUCGCUUUCCCUCUUUCAUAAUAAGCUUUGUCUUCGUUCAUAUUCUCGCAGCCUUUAUAAAUUUCAGACUAUGUUGCCUUCUUUGCAUCGUUGACAUUGCAAUAUACUUUCUUUUUUUCUAUCGCAUUCCUGCUUUUGCCUGUCACCGCCUUUUUCAGCAGACAUCAAAUUCAUUCCUUUGCGUCUCAACCAUCCCUUAAUUUGUUAUAUUCGUAUUUUCAGCAACAUCUGGUAACUGUGAGUCGAUUUACUCACUGACUUAUUAGGAAAUAAAAUUGAUCAGUUGUUUUGGGAUUGAA
Vigna umbellata (rice bean) is the source of this 587-nucleotide messenger RNA. Its product is annotated as NADH dehydrogenase [ubiquinone] 1 beta subcomplex subunit 3-B-like. NCBI's taxonomy places the organism in Eukaryota, Viridiplantae, Streptophyta, Magnoliopsida, Fabales, Fabaceae. Gene Ontology annotation, cellular component: mitochondrion; respiratory chain complex I. The record is from RefSeq and is a predicted model, not a curated record. Gene Ontology annotation, biological process: electron transport chain; mitochondrial respiratory chain complex I assembly.